CUGAAUCAUGGCUCCCUUCCGAGCUGCACCGUCGACCACCCAUAAAACGCAGCGCAGGCUGUAUUCACGUGCAUUUCUUGCCAUAUUAUUCUACUCUACCUCAUCAUCGUUUCUCUUCCAGCUGUUAAACCCUACAGACGAUCUCCAAUACAGUACAGCCGCAGGCAGCGUGACGCUCGACGAAGUACCCCUCCAGAAUCCCACUCUCAUCGAGUCUCGAAUAACUGGCACGAACGACCACCUCAUCUUGAUCCUAUCUAUGAGAGCUUUCCGAACGGGCGGAGACAAGAGGUAUCGUUCGACUUUGAAGACUCCUUUCGCGCGUCUGGAGAAAAGGAGGAAGACGACGACAACGACGACGAGGGCGGCGUGUUGUUUCCCUGGGAGGAUGAGCAGACGCUCAUAGCGGAUCUCUCGUAUGAUGGCCGUGUCGAACCAGAUGACGAGGACAUUGUUAAGCUCAUCGACUCGC
Guyanagaster necrorhizus is the source of this 472-nucleotide messenger RNA. RefSeq lists its product as uncharacterized. The record is from RefSeq and is a predicted model, not a curated record. The transcript is spliced from 2 exons. The coding region runs from base 8 to 406 and encodes 132 amino acids. NCBI's taxonomy places the organism in Eukaryota, Fungi, Basidiomycota, Agaricomycetes, Agaricales, Physalacriaceae.